Manis javanica (Malayan pangolin) is the source of this 1596-nucleotide messenger RNA. It is a transcript of the gene SNTN, whose product is annotated as sentan, cilia apical structure protein. Gene Ontology annotation, molecular function: calcium ion binding; calcium-dependent protein binding; transition metal ion binding. The record is from RefSeq and is a predicted model, not a curated record. NCBI's taxonomy places the organism in Eukaryota, Metazoa, Chordata, Mammalia, Pholidota, Manidae.
AGCAGAGUAUGUGUGGCUGCAUGCACAGCACCCAGGACCAAGCACUGCACUUGGAAGGGGAGCACAAUCCUUCUGCAGCCCCAACGUCCACUUUAGCACCUAAGAAAAUGCCCAAAAGCAUUUCAAUAUCCAAACAACUGGCUUCAAUAAAAGCUCUGAAGAAGGGCUCCGAUCUGGAAAAAGCCAUCGCUACUGCGGCUCUGAUUUUCAGAAACUCCUCUGACCCUGAUGGUAAACUUGGAAAAGCUACAGCCAAAAAUCUGCUACAAACCCAAUUUAGGAAUUUCACAGAGGGACAAGAAACCAAACCAAAAUACAAAGACCUUCUUUCUGAACUCGACGAACAUGUGGAAAAUAAGCUCGAUUUUGAGGAUUUCAUGAUUUUGGUCUUAAGCAUCACUGUAACAUCAGAUCUGCUACAAAAUAUAUGGAGUGUAAAAAUUAUGAAAUGAACAGAUUUAAGUACAUAGUUAGACAGAAUAUUAGCAAUAGACAGUGUUACAUGACUAAAGAUAUCUCCAUUUUAUUUUUAGUUAAACAUACUGAUGGCCAGACAUAGUUCUGAUUGCUAAUAUUCAGACCCCAUGUAACUCAGAAAGUACCUGCAUACUCUUCUGGAAUGUUUCAAUAAUAGUGUUUCUGGGUAUUUACAAUAUGAGAGAUGAUACCACUGAAUAUCAAACUGCUUGUGCUGAGUCCUUAGUGACUUAGAGACUUUCCUUAAAGUUACAGGGUCACCCAUUCAUCUACUGAACAAUAUUUGUUGAGCCUCUACUUGGCAGUACUGUUGAGGAUACAGUAGCGAACUAGUCAAUCUCUGCCCUUAGAAACACCUGUGGAAAGUCUAGCAGAAGAGAUGGACACUGCACAAUUUAUCAACCAAUUGCAUAUACAGUAUAACUGUGACUGUGAUAAAGGCAUCGGGAAGCUGAAAGAGCUGUCAUCUGUCCUGGGCCCAAAGGUCAGAGAAGCUUUACCGACAUUCUGCAGAAGACAAAACUGCAGGGGAAAAGGAGAGACAAAAAGUGGCCGUUAGUCUGCAUUCUCUCUCUCAGUGGUUGCCAGGGCUGUGGGUGAGAAGUGGAGUUGUGCACAAAUAGGCAUGAGAAAAUUUGGGGCGGGGGGUUGGUGGGUGGCAACAGUAUUCCAUAUCUUGAUUGUGGUGGUGGUUACAUGACUGUAUGCAUUUGUCAAACUCUAAAAGCUGUGCACUAAAAUGGGUGAGUUUUACUGUAUGCGAAUUAUACCUAUAUAAAACGACUGAAAACCCCAAACCCCAGUAUCCUUGUAAUCUCUGACUAUGGUUUAAGCAAUGAUUCCUUGAGAAUAUUAUCUAGAAGUGGAAACGUCCCACAGACCCAAAUCCCCUAGAGACUUUGAGACAGAUUUUCACAAAUACUUUUAUUCAUUGUAAAAUUUUUAUCACUCCUAAGUCCCCUCUCUUGUCUCCUCUUUUCUUCCCAGCCUCACAUACAUGUGGUAAGCAACCCUUCCAAGAGGCAGGCCUUCACUCCCAGUCAGUUGGAGUGUUAUCCCAUCCUGUAGGGCUCCAUAUUCCUCAGCACCCAACUCCUUGGCCUUCCCCACUCUCAAAAC